CUUUCCCCGUUGGGCACUAAUGCAUAGUGGUAAGUUACAACCGCUCACGCAUGUUUGAAAAUAGAAGCGAGGCGCAGAGAUUUUCCUAAAAAUAGAUCGGAUACUCCUAGUCGGUGCUUUCCAAGCGAUCCUGACUUUCGAGUUUUUAGUCAGUUGAGAUUCGUUGAUCCAAGUACGCCGUUUUACUGAAUAUCUUUUCUGUUCCAGUGUCGAUUCGAAACCGCAAAUAAAUAUAAUUAAUGAGUGUAAUUCGUGAUCGCAUCGAGAACUGAAGAACAAUUUAAAAGGAGAAAGAAAAUGACCGAUAAAGCGGAAGUUCCAUUGAUUUGCGGCGCAGCCGGUGAUCCAUGCACCGCAGAAAUACCGAAACCAUUGAGUGACCAUGCGAUUGAUAAUAAUGCAGAUACGAAAAUAGCGCCGUUACCGGAAGUCAUAAAUUCGAACGUCUCACCCUUGGACUGCAAAGAAAUUUUACCUGAAAAUACCGCAGUCCAAGAAAUUUGCAAUGCGAAUAAAACCCAGCCUCCGAAAGCGAACGCGCCCUCGGGCCAGCCCGAGGCUCCUCCCCAGAGGAAUGGAAGUGACGCUGAGAACCCUCAAUUAUUAAAUCUCCGGGAAGAAGUCGAGGUACAGAAAAGGACAGCCGAACGCGACAAUUAUGAGAAGAAACUGGCUGAUACGGAAAAUAAAUUAACAGCCCUGGAAGCAGCUUACGAAGCUGCGAUCAGCGGAAAAGAUGACCAGUCGAAUCUUCGCCGGGAGUUGAAGGAACUGAAAAAUAGUUUAGCACAGAGCCAGGCGAAAUUCAACGACCGAGGACGUUUGAUUGCGAAUCAAGAGAACCAAAUAAAUGCACUCGGCAAACAAGUGUCAUCCCUCAAAGAAGUCGUUGCGAUUACGAAAAAUUUACUUGAGAUACGUAACAUGGAAGUUAAGCAUUUGCAGGAGGACGUAGACAGCAUGGAAAAUCGUAUAACGGCAGAGCGCGAACGUCACAACGCGAUGUUGCGAAAAAUGGAAGCUGCGGUUCGACUCAACGCUGAUCUCAAAACCGAAUACGAAACGCAAUUGCGCCUCUUUCAAGAUUUACGAGGUAAAUACGAGGAAAAGGUGACGCUGCUAACGGGCGAAGACAAGACAGUCAAUGGCACUGCUGCAAUUUUGGAAAAUAACUCAACGUCAUCCCCUCCGGCUCAGUAAAGUACCUGAAAUAGAUCGCAUUUUAUUUGUUGUUAGAAGUAUGUCAAACUCGUUGUAACGUUUCUGUACAACUUUACGUUUAUCAUCUCAUUUAAGCAUUUUUACAAAAUUAUUCAAUAUUAAUAAAAUCUCAUGCGAACCUCAAAA
Venturia canescens is the source of this 1347-nucleotide messenger RNA. RefSeq lists its product as uncharacterized. The coding region runs from base 298 to 1200 and encodes 300 amino acids. The record is from RefSeq and is a predicted model, not a curated record. Lineage: Eukaryota; Metazoa; Arthropoda; Insecta; Hymenoptera; Ichneumonidae. The transcript has 5 exons.